Molecule: messenger RNA, 3913 nt
Organism: Lepisosteus oculatus (spotted gar)
Lineage: Eukaryota; Metazoa; Chordata; Actinopteri; Semionotiformes; Lepisosteidae
Gene: enpep
Product: glutamyl aminopeptidase
Biological process (GO): peptide catabolic process; regulation of blood pressure; proteolysis
Cellular component (GO): cytoplasm; plasma membrane
Molecular function (GO): peptide binding; zinc ion binding; metalloaminopeptidase activity
Source: RefSeq, a predicted model, not a curated record
UUUUUCUGAACUGCUGACAGUUACUUGGCAUGUGAUAGCUUACAAUUGCUGAUUAACAUACCAGUGUUUUAUAUUUAACCCAAGGAGAGCAUGAGUAGAGAAACAGCACUGUUUCUGCCUCCUGUCAGAAGCUAGACUUUAGCCAGUGUGUUCCCUUUUCCUCUCUGCCUGCAACCUCCUCCCCUCCUUCUCAUACCCUUAGGAGAAGAAAAGCAGAGAAAGGUUUUAGUGUUUGUUUUUGGUAGUUAUCAUUUUAAGGAAACAUUUCAUAAACUUGCCACGGACCAGAUUUUGUUGGAGAACAGAGACCUUUUCAUGGACGGGUUUGAGGUAUUCUGUUCUGGGCAGAUUUUGUUUGAAAUCAAAGCGCUUUCAGAGCAGUGAACAACUUCUCAAGACGGAAAGCAGUCAUGCAGAACCUGGAGUGUGAUGGUGAGUGUAAGAAGAAAUACUGCAUGAGGGGUAAGCAUGUGGCUAUCAUAUGUGGAGUUGUAGCAGCAGCAGCCCUUGCACUAGGUCUUGGUCUAGGACUCUCCAGACCUGAAACCUGCAAAGCUCCAGAGGAAAUUCCAAGCACGCCAAAACCAACAACAAGUCCUCCUGAACCUCCACCAGUGGAGCGAGGACCUUGCCAGCCGUCUAACAAUAGCAAUGGAGAAUGGAAAAAUUUCAGACUGCCUGACUAUAUUACCCCAAACCAUUAUGACCUGCACCUGGAACCAAACCUGGACACUGACAUUUACACAGGAAGAGUCAUCAUCUCUCUUCAACUUAAAAAAGAUACUAAAUAUCUAUGGCUUCACAUACGUGAGACGUUUGUGAGUGCUCCUCCCAAGCUUCAGAAGAAAUCAGGAGACAGUGUACACGAUGUUGCAUUGGUCCAGUGUUUUGAAUAUAAACCCCAGGAAUAUGUGGUGAUUGAAGCAAAGGAGAUGCUCUCCCACACUGCUGAAAAUGAGGAAUACCUGCUGACACUGGAUUUCCAAGGAUGGCUAAAUGGGUCGCUGGUUGGAUUUUAUAAGACCACUUACAUGGAGAAAGGAAAUUUAAAGAAGAUAGCUGCAACGGACCAUGAACCCACAGAUGCUCGGAAAUCAUUUCCUUGUUUUGAUGAGCCCAACAAAAAAGCAACUUAUAGCAUUUCCAUAACACAUGAUAGCUCCUACAAAGCUCUGUCCAAUAUGCCAGAAGAGAGUACCACACCCCUUCAGAAUGGCUUGACAAAAACAACUUUUCAGAUGUCUGUUCCAAUGAGUACUUACUUGGUAUGUUUCGCUGUCCAUCAGUUUGCUUAUGUGGAAAAGAUAUCCGCACAAGGAGUUCCUCUGCGAAUUUAUGUCCAGCCUGAGCAGAUACACACAGCAGAAUAUGCUGCCAAUGUAACCAAGGAAAUCUUCGACUAUUUUGAAAACUAUUUCAACAUGAACUACUCCCUUCCUAAACUAGACAAGAUUGCGAUCCCUGAUUUUGGCACAGGAGCCAUGGAAAAUUGGGGACUGAUCACCUACAGGGAAACCAAUUUGUUGUAUGACCAAAAUGAGUCAUCAUCAUACAACAAGCAAAGAGUAGCCAGUGUUAUUUCCCACGAGCUUGUUCAUCAGUGGUUCGGGAACAUAGUGACAAUGAAUUGGUGGGAUGAUCUGUGGCUUAAUGAAGGAUUUGCCAGUUUUUUUGAAUACAUUGGUGUCAACAAAGCUGAACCUGAUUGGCAAAUGCGUGAUAUAAUGCUCAUUGACGAUGUUUUACCAGUCAUGGUGGAUGAUGCCCUGCUUUCCUCUCACCCAAUUAUUGUGGAUGUGUCAAGUCCAGCUGAAAUUACAUCUGUGUUUGAUGGAAUAUCUUACAGCAAGGGAGCAUCAAUCCUGAGAAUGUUGGAGGACUGGAUGGGUCCAGAUAAGUUUCAGGAGGGAUGCCAGAAAUACUUGCAGACGUACCGUUUUCAGAAUGCAAAAACAACAGACUUCUGGAGAUCCCUAGCUGAGGUGAGUGGGAAACCAAUAGAAGAAGUAAUGGACACCUGGACUAAGCAAAUGGGAUAUCCUGUAUUACAUGUGGCACAGAGUUCACGUCUGAGUCAAAAACGUUUUCUGUUGGAUCCUCAAGCAGACCCCACCAAACCACCUUCAGCCCUAAAUUACACAUGGACAAUUCCUAUUCAGUGGUAUGCUUUGGGUGGUCAAAAGAAUGGAACUGGACUGUACAAUAGGACUGUGACAACUGAAUUUGUAUUGGAAGACUAUGACCAUGCUGUGGACGGACUUCUGAAAAUAAACAGACAUCACUUGGGAUUUUAUAGAGUGAACUAUGAAAUUCAGCAGUGGACCGAUAUAGCUCAACAGCUUCAAACUAAUCAUUUGGUUUCUUCCGCAGCUGACCGAGUAGGAUACAUUGAUGAUGUGUUUUCUCUUGGACGGGCAAAUCUUCUUGACUAUGGGAUUGCAUUUAAUUUGACUAAAUACCUCACAGCUGAAAUGGAUUACCUAGUAUGGGAUAGAGUGGCUACUUCUAUAUCAUAUGUGCGGGACAUGCUGAAGGAUAACACCAACAUUUAUGAUAAAUUCCAGGCUUAUUUCCGUCAACAAGUUAGGAACAUUUCCUCUCAGGAAGGAUGGGAAGACACAGGAACCCAAUUGGAAAGGUUACGACGUGAAACUGUUUUGGGAAUCGCUUGUCAGAUGGGAGACCAAGGUGCUUUGGAUCAGGCCACCGUGUUAUUUAAUAAGUGGCUAGAAGGUCAAAGUAUUCCAGUUAACCUGCGACUUUUGGUGUACCGAUAUGGAAUGAAAAAUUCUGGGAAUGAGGCCUCCUGGAAUUAUAUGUUUCAAAAAUACAUAGAAACACCACUUGCUCAGGAGAAGGACAAGCUGCUAUAUGGACUAGCAUCAGUGGAGAACAUCAGUCUGCUGGAAAAAUUCUUGAAAGCCAUCAGAAAUGAAAGUGUCGUCAGGAGCCAAGAUGUGUUUACCAUCAUUAGAUACAUUUCGUAUAACAAAUAUGGAAAAACAAUGGCCUGGGACUGGACAACACUGAACUGGGAAUAUCUGGUAAACAGAUUCACCAUUAAUGACAGGAAUUUGGGACGCUUAAUAACCAGAAUUUCAAAUACCUUUAACACUGAGCUUCAGCUGUGGCAGAUGCAGCACUUCUUUGAAAAGUAUCCCGAUGCUGGUGCAGGAGCAACACCGAGAAAACAGGCUCUUGAAACUGUAAGGAACAACAUUGAAUGGAUUAAAGAGAACAGAGAUGAAAUAUACACCUGGCUGAACAACAAUGUUUUAUAGAAUUUGCUGAGGCAGUAUGUACAUUAAUGGGAUCCUUUAAAAACUUCCCUGUGAGAAUGACAUUUCAAGAUUUUAUUAUUGAUUGUAGUGCACAUGCAGAACUAGAAUAGGACAAUAUGGUAUAAGAUGUAAAAUUCCUUUUGCAAGAGCUCUGCUUUUUGGUAAUGACGCAUGUGCAGUUUUUCAUUUAAUUCUACUUCAUUUUUGCUAGUGAUCAAAGUUAAAUAGGGAUUUAUUUAUUAAGAUUUCUCAAUUGUUCUGAAUAUUAUCAAGAAAAAUGCAAAUCAAACGAUUUUACAACAGUGGUUCUCCAUCUUUGUCCUGACGGAUCUCAUGUGUUUGUUCCAGUUAAGUUCCCAAUCCAUCAGUUUCAAUUUUGUCUUAUAGAAUUGUCAAAUUAAUUUUAGCCUCUUAAAAUAUUAAAUGGUACUUAUACUUGGGAGUUGUUCACAAGCAGUUCAAAGCUCCCAUUACUCUGGCUUGUUACCUGAAAUACAAGUAAUUGACCCUCGACAGAAUCAACAAAGGACUCCUCGUCACAAUCUUUGGUUCAUUUUCUCUAUAUGAUUCUUUAAAUCAUUUUUUCACAAUCUUGAAAAUAAAUGAGAAAUAAAGUCUUGAGAGAAUCAUUA